GCCCGCUCUCCUCACAGCGGGCGGCGCUGAGGGGCGGCCCCAGGCAUGGAGGCGGUGCGGCUGGCGGCUGUGGAGGGCCUGGUGCGGGAGCUGCUGAGGGAGGAGGCGCCGUCCCGCAUCGCCGCUCUCACCGAGGAGCUUUUCCAGGCGGCGGGGAGCGUCUCCGCCGAGGGCGGCAGCGCGGCCGGGGGGCCCUUCUCCAUCCCUCCCGGGGAAACAGAGGGUCCCGGCGCCCCCGAGUGCCCGGCUCCCCUCGCCCAGGUUGAAGAGAGUGCAGUAAACCUGUGGAACUGGGCUGUGACCAAACACACGGGUUCUGUUGUCAGUGAUGAACAAAGAGCUAAGCUACGGUUUGUUGCUUGCAGACUGGUGUGCCUUUGUGAAGGCAGCGAUCCUCCAGAGGGAACUAUUCGAAGACAAAUUUUGAUGUGUAUGAAAACUGGGAAAGGGUGGAUAGAUAUUGGAAAAGCUGAUCUUGCUGACGGAUUUCUAGAGAUUGCCAUGAGUAGUAUAGAAAAACUGUAUGCAAAGUUACUUAAGGGGAGCGAUGGUGAAGCAGAUAUUCACGUGCACAAAGCUGAUGUGGAGAAGAACCUCUUCAAAGUACUCUCUUAUCAGGCAGAAUCAGCAGUUGCUCAAGGGGAUUUUCAGAAAGCGGUGAUGUGUGUGCAGCGCUGCAAAGAUAUGUUGAUGAAAUUACCAAAAGAGACCUGUUACCUAUCAAUUCUCUGUUACAAUUUUGGAGUGGAAACCUACGAAUGGAAGAGGUAUGAACAGAGCUCCUUCUGGCUCAGCCAGAGUUAUGACAUUGGGAAGACGGACAUGAAAUAUUCUGUUGGCAAAGAAAUGCAGGCUAAAGUGCUGCGAUUGUUAGCUACAGCCUAUUUUGAGUGGGAUUGCAAUCUGUAUCUUGAGAAGGCAUUGAAAGCUAUAAGCUUGGCAAAUCAGGAGAAUUUGCAUCCAGCAGGAUGUUUUUUGAAAAUCAAAAUUCUUCUUAAAAGUGGAGCAUCAGAUGAAGAUAUCAACUCAGCUGUUGCAGAGUUCCUGCACCAUGAGAUGUCUUUAGACUUUUGUUUGAAUACUGCCAAACUGCUGCUGGAGCAUGGAAGGGAAUCAGUUGGUUUUGAUUUUCUGAAAUCUGUUGCUGAACGAUUUGAAUCUUCUCCUGACCUUGGAAAAAUUACCCUGCUCCACAUCGAGUUCCUGUUGCAGAAUAAGAGGGAGCUUCUUGCUAAGCAAAAGGUUGAAGAAAUUGUUAUAGGUCAUUAUACUGGGAAACAGCUGUUGCCUGAAGCCUUGAACCAGCUACACAUCAUCUUGUGGGACAGAGCUGCCAAACAUUAUGAGGCAAAAAGCUACUCUGAAGCUCUUCACUGGUACAAUUAUUCUGUCAGCUUCUACACGCCUGGGCAGAUAGAUCAGAACUUAGCUAAGCUGCAGAGGAACAUGGCUUCUUGCUAUCUUCAUCUGAAACAAAUUGACAAGAAUGAACAACAAGUUGUGGCUAUCAAAGCUUUGGAGUAUUUGUCUGAACAUUUACAAGACUGCCAACAAUUAUUUGCAGCUUUAAAAUGUUUGGUUCGUCUUAUGUUGUCAAAGGUCAUGGCAGAAAACGAAGAGAAAAGGGAUGAAGAUAUCAACUCAAUGCUGACUUACUUGACCUUGGCUCACAAGAGACUUGCUGGGUCUUUCACAGAAGAGAAGUUUACAGGGGACACGAGGAUCCUUGACGCUCACUGGUUUAGAAAAGUUGCUUGGAACUUGGCUGUACAGUUCAGGGACUACCCUGAAAAGAUGAGGGAUUUUUUUCUCCUGUCUUUCAAGUUGUCCCAGUUUUGUCCUUCUGACAAAGGUGUUCUAAUUGCUCAGAAGACAUGCCUGCUAAUGGCAGCUGCAGUGGAUCUGGAAAUGGGGAGACAACAAGUAACACCUUCUAAACAGACGGAGCUUUUGACUCAGGCCCUUCAGCAUCUCCAGGUGUGCAAGGAGAUAUGGAAAGUUCUGAAAUUAACAGGAGAUUUUGCUAAAGACCCAACAGAGACAUUGCUGCUGCUUUAUGAAUUUGAAGCAAGAUCCAAGCUGAAUGAUCCAACACUCCACGACCUUAUGGAGUCAGUAUGGGAGCAACCACAAAUAGAGGUCAAGACACUAGAAAUCAUUGCAUCAUUAGCAAUGGAAUCUCCAGCUCGGUAUCCUGUACUGUGUAAGAAAGCUCUCAAGGGUGCACUAAACCUUCACAGAAAGCAGACUGUCAUUGAUGCUGAGAAAUUUAGCAAAUGCUUACAUAGUUUGAUUAAUCUUUCUUUGCCAACUGGAUUAACGGACUUGGAUGCCUGUGUACUGCAGGAAGUGUGGGACUACUUUGAAGAUGCUCUGAGCGUAGUCAGCAGCACAGAUGCUUACCCAGAGGUGGAGAUCCUUUGGUUGAUGACAAGAGCGUGGAAUACAGGAAUAUUUCAAUAUACUGUUGGUAAAUAUAAGGAAGCUGAGCAGUGGUGUGGAUUAGGAAUGCGUUUCCUCAAUCACUUAGGAUCGCUGAAGAAAAGCUACGAAGGCCAUAUGAUUGGUCUUUAUAGUGAGGUUCUGGACAAAUUGGACAGAGCAAAAGGGUUUCUUCCAAAUGUAGAAGAAUAAUGACAGCCACGCUGCAAAAAAAGAGGACGGCAGUGUCUCCUGGAAAUGUUCUGCUGAAUGAAAGAGGCCGUUAGCUCUGCAAAGGCAUGUGGACAUGGAAGCAGUAGAAAAGAAACCAGAAUCUCCUUCUUGUUGGCAAUUAAGUUAUGUACUUUUUAGGAAAUGUUUAUUGAAUAAAUGCAAUUGUUUUCCUCGCAGGAGUAAUUUUCGUUCUCUGGAGCUGUAUAACAGAAAUAAAUACUUAAUGUUUUCAUGAGAUGUAUCUGCUGUUCUGUAACAGGUUGGUUUGAAACCAGAUUUUAGUAGUUUGUGUCAGUGAGAACAAUGAAAGUAUUCCAAGACCAGGCAUCUCCUCUGGAUGUUGUAGCUGCCUUGCUACAUAAAUAUUUAUCAGAUUGUUUAGUUUUCAGUCCCUUUCAGGAUGGACAAGAAUUCAGAGCUGUUUGCCAGUUUCACAGAUGAUUUAGAAUAAAAAAGAGCAGGUACUAUUUCACUCACAGAAAAAGCUAAUGCUGUUUAUAGAGUACUAACUGUAACACACCAGUCACAGUUCAGCAUGAAAUCCCCUCAAAUCCACACAAAACCACAGACUGAUAAAUGGAUGGAUCUUACUGCAGCUGGAUUGAAAAGGUAUCUCCCACCUGAAAUUCUGUGGGGAUGGUGAGAAGCGGGGAGAGGUGGAGUGGGGUUAAGAAACAUAAUUACUUCUAUGCAACUGUUGCUGUUUCACCAGCAGGUUCAGAAGUGAGAAUAAACGUGGCCUGACUGUUGUCUUCUGUACUGUAGCACAGAUGUGCUCCGUGACACCUUUUGGUGUCCUAACUCCGGGGGUCAAAUUGUGGUUGCAUUCCGCCUGCAUAUGAGCACAAGGCCACGCAUCUUCCAGCACGCCCAGCCCUUCUCUGGAAGCAAGUGGAGGAGCGGCAGGAUUUGAGACCAGAACGCCGUGUCCCUGUCCCUGCUGGAACCUUCACGUUUCCCUGUCAGAGCAGGUGAAGACACAUCAGGGACUGUCCCAGGAGCCGCAUCUGCAGAGCCACGCGCCGCACUCAGCCUUAGGGGCACUGAUGCCGCGGAGGGGACAGAGAAGCCUGGCAGCCACCACGGCAGCCGUCAACUGACAACGUUCCUGUGGCGCUUUCCAUCAACAACUUCAUCAUUCCACAUCUUGGCACCACGUAAGGAAACAGUUUGAUUUUUUAGGAGAGGUAAUGCUAGCAGCGGAUCUGCUUAGCAACACAUCUUCCAGUGUUUUAUGGACAACUACCCACCACAAGACUGUUGAUCUGAUCAGUUCAAGGAGUUUCUAAACUGUUUUAUUUGUCCAAUGAGCUUCAGAAACUGUGACCUGUCUGCAAACUAUAGGCCUGUGCUCGCUACAACACCCCCGUUCCCCUGGAAUCUCACUUCUCUUGCGUGCAGUUUGAAAGGAAAAAGACAUUGAAGAUUGAAAAAACAAAACCCUGUCACCUUUCAAUUAGCUCAGCUAAAUGCCAAAGCAAAUUCAGAGAGGAAUGUGUAAUGAUACACCAUUAACCACGUCUGUCUUCCAGUGACCGCUCCUCUUCUCUGUACUUAAAGGUACCAGAAAAAGAUACGAGUUGUUCUUUACAACUUCUUUCUUCUUCUCUCUGCUGUCUAAACAGCACGUUACGCUGUAAAGAGAUGCUCUAUAUUAACUGGAAUAUAUAUUUACUUUGCUGUCUUUAUAUCCAGUACAGGAACAGUUCUGUAACAGCGUAUGAACCCUAUCAUUUGAUCUGCAUUUGUAAAGCAAACUCCCCACAAUUCAAGUCAUGACCCACAAUACAUUUACGGUGUCAUCAGACCAGUGUCAACCUGUUACAACCACCCAACAAAAAGAGCUUUUCAGUUGUUAGAGCUGUAAAUAAGCCCACUUCCUCUUUUUUUUUUUUAAUUUCCUUUUCGGCAAGUUCUCAGUGACUACCUUCUACUAAAAAAAGCAAUUUUAUUUUUUUUUUUUUUAAAACCACUGUCAACACUUAAGUCUGCUGUGGAGAGACGGUAGCAAUAGUUGCUAAGAUCAGCACCAAAAAACCUGGCAGACAAUGAAGGACUCUACAAGAAGGUCUCAAAGACAGCGUUCUUUGCAACUCUCUGUUUAUUAAAAAUAUAUGUCUCCUUGGAAGAAACACUGGUAACCAACUAGUGUUGUCAUGAUCGAUUCGAUACUGUCAGCUAUGCCAUGGAGUACAUCAGCUUUUUCUCCAUGUGACUUGAUAAGAGGGAGACAGGCUAUUACCAAAAAAAAAAAAAAAAAAAAAAGAAAAAAAAAGAAGAAGAAAAAAAGAGACAGGAACGGUGUGACUAGUAUCUUAAGGACUUUUUGUUUCACUUACUCCACUUCUCCAGGGGCAGUUUCUAGCAGCCGUAGCAGGACCAGCAGGGCAGGGGCUGGCUGCCCAACGGGAACCCAUUCCCAAAGUUCGCUCCUUCAGGGUCGCUCCCACUGGCAGCGGGAUCCCUCCGGCCCUCCACCGCCCCUGCGGCCGUGUCUCUCCUGCGGCACUGUCCCCCACUGCUCUCUGUCCCAGAAGGCGGCUUGGCCCCCGCAGGGCUCCGUGUGAUGCAGGAGGAGUGAAGACAGCUUCUCAGCAGACGGUACUCGUACAGUCUCCCAGCCGUUGUCGUUCACACUGAAAACUGUGGCCCGCGUGCACCGUGCACCGACACAACUGUGACAUUCGGGAAAGGGGACCAGCACCCGUGCCUUCACUUAUCUCUAUAAAAUAGGGUGAGGGAGAACGGGCCAAGACUUACCUGCUGGUGCUCGUGUGAUGACCUCCUCUGUUGCUGGUGCUUGGCACUGGGUCUGAGAAACAGCAUUUGGCAGUUCUUUGUAAGGUGGGAACGCUCUUCUGCCUGCACCGUGCGUACCCAGCAACACAGCUCCUUCUGAAAGGCUUCCCCCAGGCUCCACGCAAGGCUCUGGUCCCAUGGAGGAGCCCCAUUCAAGCACAGAAGCCAAAGUGUCCUUAAAGACAGACCACGUCUCAGCUUAGGGCCAACUGUCUCAGCACCAACUUGAAAAAUCCCCGGGGGCAGCAGGCGGGUGCAGCUCCGCAUCCCCUGCCCCUGCAAGCACAGGGCACCCAGUUCGGUGUUCUAAGGUGACCUUGAGAGAGGGAGUGGAGCCCCAUUUCAGAAAGAGGAUUGAGGCAGAGAUGUCAAGAGACUGAACCCACAAGACAGACACGCCGAGCCCCAGCGCCCCGAGCGGCAGGCGAGGUCCCCGCUGUGCUGGGACGGCUGCCACCACCACCGCGUUCGGCGUGGAGCAGGGCAGAGAGAGAGGGAGGAAGUUUUUCAAUUCUGUUACUGAUUUGGAAAAGUGUGAGCGUCCAUCCAAGGCACAGCUGGGGGCUUUUCCUGCCCGUGGCUCACGCAGAAGGGAAUGCCAGCGUGCUGCCGCGAGCCACAGUGGGUCAUUUCCCCUGCACCCACGGGUACAGGGGCAGGCCAGCAUCCCAGGUUUUCCAUAGCAACACAGGCCAGCGAGUACAUUUGUUCCAUGUGGCCGGUAGAGUAUUUCCUAACUAAACACCGCAGAUCUAGAUUCUAUUUACAAUUAAGCCAGCUUAAAAAAUAAGUUAAAAAAAAAAAUGGAUUUUAUACCCAUUCAGUUCAUUAUUAACAAGAGAAAAAAAUGGAAUAAUGGGGGGGAAAAAAAACCAAACAAAAACCAAAAAAACCAACAACACAGUGACACAAUAUGGUUU
Molecule: messenger RNA, 6374 nt
Organism: Chroicocephalus ridibundus (black-headed gull)
Lineage: Eukaryota; Metazoa; Chordata; Aves; Charadriiformes; Laridae
Gene: TEX11
Product: testis expressed 11
Exons: 28
Coding region: 46-2634 (862 amino acids)
Biological process (GO): meiotic cell cycle; synaptonemal complex assembly; male meiosis chromosome segregation
Cellular component (GO): central element
Molecular function (GO): protein binding
Source: RefSeq, a predicted model, not a curated record